Molecule: messenger RNA, 1560 nt
Organism: Durusdinium trenchii
Lineage: Eukaryota; Dinophyceae; Suessiales; Symbiodiniaceae
Source: the annotation of a GenBank genome assembly
CUAGCGAUGGCCUCCAACCUACUAGCUCAGUCAGCAAUGUCGCCUUCAAUCCUGGGAGCUACUUGUGCUGGGCUUGGAUGAGCUGCUCAUGCACUGGAUCUUCCUGCUGGGUGGCUUUGCAUCCAUCAUUGCCAGUGAGGUUUGCGUGGUGCCGCAUCCCAGCAAUGAGAACUGGACCUUGGAUGGAGCAGAACUUCAGUACAAGCUCCAGCGCUUCUUUACCAAGUCUGGCCCACCUCCUUUGGAGGAGAUCUUCAUCUCCACGCAGAACUUGACGUCGGACGUCCAAGAGAAACUCAUGAUGGAGUGCCCCGGCUUGCUGAUCAGCGCGUUCCUGGUGCUCGCCGAGACGCAGCUGCCGAUUGCGCCCCAACGCUCCAGCGAGGCCUUGGCCAAGGCCGACACGUUGGCGGAAGGCCUCAGCGAACAGCAAUACUUGGACCAGUCACAGAUUUGGCCUCUCCAGGCCGCGUUCCAGAGCUACCACCGCGCGCUGGCCGAAGUCACUGAAGCAAAAGCGCAAUGGCAAAAGCCCAUGGAGGUCCACCUGGUGGUGUGCCACUGCCGGGAAUCCUUGGACUGGCUCGAAGGCCCCCGCUUCUACAUGCCCCGCGCCAGCCGUGUAGCCGUUGAUGUCUUCGUCUAUGAGAAGUGUCGCUUCGACACCGACGUCUCCGGCUUCUCGAAGACCUUCCGCUCGGUGCACCAGUUCGACGUGGACGACCAGGGCAUGCGCCGUGAUGAAUGCUCGGGCUACUUGCGGCACUUGAUCCACCAUUAUGAGGAGCCUGCAGACUACACCCUUUUCUUUCAGGCGGAUGCUGCUGAUCACAUGCACUGGGGUUACUUGUCGCUGGUGACCAAGUCGAUGGAUCAACACAGCUUGACGUCGCCCUUCGUCCACUUGAACUAUCCUCGCCUCAUCACUUCUUUGUCUCCCUGCCGUGCGGAUGUCUUCCAGCAACUCUUCGAUCGACCGCCCGCCAGGACGCUGGGCUCCUACUGCUGCGCGCAGUUCGCGGUCUCGAAGUCCAGGAUCCGCCAGAACCCUUUGGAGAGGUGCGUUGAGGACGUGCAAACAACCACGGUUGGAUGGAUUUGUCCGCGCGGAUGGAGGGGAGGGAGGGUUCUUAGAAGCAUGGAAUGUGGUUUUUUCAUUAGUUUAUCAUAGUUUAUCCCUUUAUGGAGGAUAUAGUCAUAGUAUAAUUAGUUUUCUUGCUUUGUCACUGGCUCUGCAGAUUUUGUGAGGGCAAAACGCCUGUCGGGUGACACGCCCGGCAGGCCCGUGGGAAUCCUCAAAGGCUUCGCCAACGAUUCAUGGCUUCAUCCAAAAAUGGGGUUCGGAUGUCCGUGCUUCACCAUGUAAAAAUAAACAAAAAGACGUGUAACGAGUUACCAAGGGUAGCUAUGCCUAUUGAUCACCACGUUGCCACUCUUAGUGCCAAGUGGUGCUGCCAAAUGAUCCGAGAUCACUUGGGAUCUACGAGAUCCACCCGUUGGAACUCCUGGUGUGAAGUUUUUCGUUAAGAAUGUGGGUUGCGGUGGGUUGAGAGAAGAUGG